UCAAGUCGACGACACUAUGGUUGUGUAACAUACAACAGCAGAGCCAGCCCCAGUUUACUUACGCUGUGAAUAAAACCGACAGCGACUUGCAAUGGCAACACGCUGGGGAAUAUGCAGUGCAGGUAAAAUUAGUCACGACUUCUCGGUCGCUUUACGGACCCUGAAUCCCGAGGACCACGAGAUUGUAGCUGUUGCAGCCAGGAAGCUGCAGGAUGCUCAAGAGUUUGCCAAAAAGCACAAUAUCCCUAGAUCAUAUGGAAGUUAUGAGGAGUUGGCAAAAGAUCCAGACAUUGAUGUGGUGUACGUUGGCACCAUCCAUCCUUACCACCUAAGCACUGGCAGGCUCUUCAUGAAGUCUAAAAAGCAUGUGCUCAUUGAGAAGCCCCUGGCCAUGAAUUCAGGGGAGGUGCAGGAACUCAUCACGGCAGCGCGAGACAACAGUGUCUUUCUCAUGGAGGCAAUUUGGACACGUUUUUUUCCCGUAUCCCUGGAGGUGAAGAAACUGUUGCAUCAAGGGGAAGUAGGUGAAGUUCAGAUGGUGAGGGCUGAUCUGGGGGCUCCGCUCACUCACAUCCCCCGCCUGGCUGAGAAGAAGCUUGGAGGGGGGGCACUGCUGGACCUGGGUAUCUACUGUCUGCAGUUUAUCUUCAUGGUUUUUAAUGGCGAGAGACCUGAGUCCAUCCAAGCCACAGGGCAUUGCAUAGACACAGGUGUUGAUGGAACUACAGUUUUGGUCCUGAAGUUCUCAGGAAACAGACUAGCCAUCUGCACUUGUUCCAUCACCAUGAUGCUGACCUGUGACGCGGUUAUCACUGGGACCAAAGGCACCAUUAAGGUACCCCACCAUAUGUGGUGCCCCACAACAUUGGAGGUAAAUGGGAAAGAGAUGCAAUUCCCCCUGCCAGAGGCUGGCAUGCCACUAAACUUCACCAACAGUGCUGGUCUACGAUAUGAGGCUGAGGAGGUCCGCCGCUGUCUGCUGAAAGGACUAAAGGAGAGUCCAGGGAUGCCAUGGGCUCACUCCAGCCUGUUAGCAGAAGUUAUAGACGACGCCAGAAGACAACUGGGGGUGACAUAUGACCAGGACAAUAUCUAGUGAUAUGCUCUUAGUGACAACCAGUGAGCAGACCUUUACCUCAACAUGCAGAAUGUUGGAAUGUGUCUGUAUUUACAGACUGUAUUUUUUACAUCUGCACUUUUCCUUCGGUUACAUGUCAAGUUAUCUUCUCUGAAAACAACCUAUUACUACUGUAAUACCAACCUCUUUCAUUUAAUGUUUUGAUAUUUGUUUUUUUCAGUUUUAGGUUUUUUGUGCAUAUUUCAUUUUUCAGUUUUGAGUCUUGGAUG
This is a messenger RNA of Toxotes jaculatrix (banded archerfish), 1347 nucleotides long. Its product is annotated as trans-1,2-dihydrobenzene-1,2-diol dehydrogenase-like. Gene Ontology annotation, molecular function: nucleotide binding. NCBI's taxonomy places the organism in Eukaryota, Metazoa, Chordata, Actinopteri, Toxotidae. Bases 92 to 1096 code for a protein of 334 amino acids. The transcript is spliced from 7 exons. The record is from RefSeq and is a predicted model, not a curated record.